Molecule: messenger RNA, 906 nt
Organism: Trametes versicolor FP-101664 SS1
Lineage: Eukaryota; Fungi; Basidiomycota; Agaricomycetes; Polyporales; Polyporaceae
Product: NAD-P-binding protein
Exons: 4
Coding region: 1-885 (294 amino acids)
Molecular function (GO): oxidoreductase activity
Source: RefSeq, a predicted model, not a curated record
AUGUCUACUCCGCGCGUUUGGUUCAUCACUGGCUGCUCCUCUGGCCUCGGUCUAGACAUGACCCGCGCCGUCCUGGACAAGGGCGACAUCGCCGUCGCCACUCUACGCAGACCCGAGGUGCUCGCUGACCUCAAGGCCCAAUACCCUUCCGAUCGCCUCCUCGUCGUCAAGGUCGACGUGUCCGUGCACAGCGACAUUAUCGCCGCGUUCCAGAAGACGAAGGAGGUCUUCGGCCGCAUCGACGUCGUCGUAAGCAACGCGGGCUACGUCGUGCUCGGAGAGGUCGAGGGCACGCCCGACGACGCCGCUCGGGCGUUGUUCGAGGUGAACUUCUGGGGGGCGACGCAUGUCCUGCAGGAGGCGGUCAGGUUCCUCCGAGAGGAAAACGAGCCCGGUAAGGGCGGGCGAAUCAUCCAAAUCACGUCGGGGACGGGACUGUUCGGUUUCCCUUCGUGCGGGUUCUACAGCGCCAGCAAGCAUGCCAUGGAGGGCCUCACAGAAACCCUUGCAGGGGAGCUCGAUCCCGCCUGGAACAUCAAGGUCACACUGAUCCCCCUCGGGGCAUUCAGGACCAACGCGAUGACUACCAGUAUCGUGCAGGUGCCUCCGCUCCCCGCCUACACGAAGUCUGAUCUCCAGUCGGCCAAGAACCGCAAGGCCGUCCUGGCGGGCGGGACGGAUAACCAGGACCCAUCCUUCCAAGUAAAGGGCGACACCUACAAAGCCGCGCUUGCUCUAUACCGCCUGAGCGAGCUGCCGUCUCCGCCGCUGCGUUUGAUGCUUGGGAAGGAGUCUGCGGUGGGUGCGAAGGCUAAGGCGGCGAGCCUGCUGGAGGACGCUGAGAAGUAUGCGUCCUGGUCGGAGGGACUAGAGAGGGAUGAGUAGUGUUAGAGUCGGUAUCCGACG